Etheostoma cragini (Arkansas darter) is the source of this 2099-nucleotide messenger RNA. It is a transcript of the gene lpcat1, whose product is annotated as lysophosphatidylcholine acyltransferase 1. Lineage: Eukaryota; Metazoa; Chordata; Actinopteri; Perciformes; Percidae. Bases 169 to 1665 code for a protein of 498 amino acids. The transcript has 14 exons. The record is from RefSeq and is a predicted model, not a curated record. Gene Ontology annotation, molecular function: calcium ion binding.
UCCCUCCCCGCCCGCCUAGCAUCAUUCUCCCCUCUCGUCAGAGGAGGGUGGACUGAAAGCAGGAGAAGAUACUCGCCCACAUCCUAAAAACCAAGAAGAAAACUAACGUUACGGGACUCGCCUUUACAUUUUUAUUUUAUUUUGGUGUGUAAGUUCCUGUCGUCUGCAAUGAAGUCGUCAAACAGUCGUCCCUCCAGAGUGGCUAGAAACCCCUUCGUUCACAAGCUCAAAUUCACCAUGACAGAGAAAAUAAAGAUAGGACUGAUGUCAGUUACAGUGUUUCCAGUUCGGCUGCUGCUGGUGUCCUUCCUCAUGCUGCUGGCGUGGCCCUUUGCCUUCACAGCCGCCCUGGGACGUUCUGAUUUUGUCAUUGAGCCACAGCCAUGGUGGAGGAGGUUUAUUGACCUGUGUCUACGGGUGAUCAUGCGAGCCAUGUGGUUUUGCGGAGGUUUCCAUUGGAUCAAGGUGAAAGGGGAACGGGCGGCAGCCUCUGAAGUUCCCAUCCUCACCGUGGCACCACACUCCUCGUACUUUGAUGCCAUCCCAGUCACCAUGACCAUGUGCUCCAUAGUCACCAAACUGGAGAGCAAGAGCAUUCCCGUCUGGGGCACUCUGAUCAGCUACAUCCGGCCGGUGUUUGUGUUUCGGUCGGAUCAGGACUCCAGAAGAAAAACCGUGGAGGAGAUCAACCGGCGAGCCCAGUCCGGAGGGGAGUGGCCUCAGAUCAUGAUAUUCCCAGAGGGGACGUGCACCAACAGGUCGGGGCUCAUUUUGUUCAAGGCUGGGGCUUUCAUACCAGGACUCCCAGUGCAGCCUGUGGUGCUACGCUACCCAAACAAACUGGAUACUGUUACAUGGACGUGGCAAGGACCCGCAGCGUUCAAGAUCCUCUGGCUCACUCUGUGCCAACCUCAUAAUCCCAUGGAGAUAGAGUACUUGCCUAUCUAUACUCCAUCAAACGAGGAAAAGAAAAACCCAGCCCUGUUUGCCAACAACGUCAGAAAGCUCAUGGCCAAAGCACUGGAGCUGCCACUCACAGACUUGUCCUUUGAUGAUCGUGAAAUCAUACUCGCACGAGGCCCACUGAGCAUAUAUGACCUCAGCAGCCUGUUGGAGUUCCACCAGCUGGUGUGCCGCUUGGGGCUGCGAGCAGGAAGGACAGACAGAGUGCUGGAGGAGCAGGCCAGGAGAGCCAGAGCGCUGCGGGGAGACCGGCAGACUUUAGAGGACUUUGCCCAGUUCCUCAACCUGCCAGUUACAGACACGCUCACACAAGUCCACAGCCUCUUUGACCAGCGUGGAGACGGGCACAUUGACAUCAGACACUAUGUCAUUGCUCUGUCUACUGUUCACCGACCAUCAAAGUCAAUGGAGACCCUCAGGUUGGCCUUUAAGAUGUAUGAGAGCGAGGAGAACGGGUACAUCCUAGUGGAGGAACUCGCCACCAUCUUGGAAAUAAUGUUGGGAGUGAAAGAAGUGGAACUUUCAGGUCUGUUUGGAGCGCUUGACAGACCUGACUCAGCGAAGAUCACAUACGAUGAACUUCAUCAUUUUAUAGAGCAGCACCCGUACUUUGUCCAGGAUUUCCUAGAUUUUGAAAACCAUCCGCGCAAACUCGGACCACCGAAGACCUGCAACGGCCAAAAGCACAACAAAGAGGACUGAAGAAUGGAAUAUAAUGCAACCAUUCUACUGACUCUCUCCUCUAGCCGAUGGAACAGCAUCUCCAAAUGCUCUCCUAGCACCUCUGUGCCUUUAAACGGUAAAGAAAGAAAUAGACCGAGCAUUACAGUGAGGAUAGAUCAGUGCAGCACAGGAUGGAAUCGCUUAUCUCAGCUCUCUUCUGAACUGUCUUUUUACCUUCCUUUGUAUUUCUGUCCCAAGUAUGAUCUAAAAUAUCCCUGUUUUUUGGGCCGCAGAUAUAUUAUUUAUUUUGUACAUUUAUAUUUUAUGUAUUUCCUUUUAGCCCUUUUGUCUGAUCUCAGACAAAUGGGCAUCCUGCUGCUAUCAGUGCACAUAGAAACCUAAUUUCAGGUAAAAAGGAUCAGGAUAUAAAUCAUGCCGCCAUUCUGUGCUAAGCCAGAUAAGACACUAAACUA